Messenger RNA from Gaeumannomyces tritici R3-111a-1, 1421 nucleotides. RefSeq lists its product as hypothetical. NCBI's taxonomy places the organism in Eukaryota, Fungi, Ascomycota, Sordariomycetes, Magnaporthales, Magnaporthaceae. The coding region runs from base 132 to 1091 and encodes 319 amino acids. Gene Ontology annotation, molecular function: ATP binding; protein kinase activity. The record is from RefSeq and is a predicted model, not a curated record. Gene Ontology annotation, biological process: protein phosphorylation. The transcript has a single exon.
UUUUGAGAAUCACUAUUCAACGAGAGCCAAGCGACCCACGUUUGACCCUCUUAUCUUCCUCACUCUUUUUUUUUCCCUUCUCCCGCAUCCCACCGUUCCCUCUGUUCAACUGUCCAGAAGGGUUCACAAACAUGUCUGCGACCGACAACCAAGACAUUUCGAUAGCCAUUGUUCAGAUCUCCUCCGGUGAUGAUGACAAAGCCGAGGUCGUUGUCGAAGUGAACGGCAAGCACGUUGCGGUGUCCGUGUUCUCCAGCGCCUCACCCCAGCAGCAGGCGGUGGAGGAUCGCCUCAUCAGUCUUCUCAACUUCGAUUUUCCCCUCCAUGACCAUGACGAGGAGGAUGCCGCCUUCAACGCCAUUUACGAUAUCCUAGACGCCGCUGGUAUCAUUGAGCAAAACCCCGCCCCAGCCCUCAAACCGACCGGCUUAGAAACCCUACAUUCGGCCCUGUAUCCCGAAACAAUACACGUCCAACUCAAGACUGUACACGGUGUGCCAACCCUUCUACCGCUCAGCUCCAGCAAGGCGUCUAUUGAUUUCGCCCGCCCCGAUCGCGAUGCCUAUGUCGAUUUCGAUAUUGAUGACGCGCUUCCGCAAUAUUCCUCGAAGGACGUUCUUCUCCAGGAGGUCUUUGCUUGUGGGGGAGGUGUCGUUGGUCGGGUCUUGGUGAACGAGCAGGAUGUCAUGCUCUGCAAAGCUAGGGGGGCCGGAUUUUCUGACCUAAGGCUUCCGCGGGAGCUAGAGACGCUGGGAAAAAUCGAUGCUGCUCGCAUAAACUCUGCCUCGGAAAUCCGCAUCCCCAGACUGCGUGGAUACGUCAAGCACGCCGAGCUGGGUUGUGUUAUCGGACUACUGCGAGAGUGGAUCCCGUCGGGCCUGGAACUAUCACCGGACGACCCUGACAGCGCGGAUAUCAGCGCGAUCCCCAGCGAAAGGAGGCAAAAAUGGCUGUUCCAGAUCCGCCGGACGGUUGAUUGGCUCCACGUGAUCGGGCUGGUGUGGGGAGAUGGGAAAAUACGCAAUGUCGUCGUCGACAAAGACGACAAUGCGUGGCUGAUUGAUUUUGGAGGCGGUUGGACCAAAGACUAGGUCGACGAGGACCUGGCCGGCACGGUAGCGGGGGACGAGCAGGCAAUUCGAAACAUUGCCAGCUUCUUGAAGGUGGAUGGCGAUACACAGCUAGCCUAGCGCUUCUGUCCCAAUUUCCUUCAGGCCAAUUCCUUAUACACGCGUCUGAAGCUGACGCCAGAUGGAGGCAGUGGCGGUAGUGGCGGCAGUUAUUUGUCUGUUUCAAGUAGGUGGUAGAGCAGGACGCAUGUUAAUUAAUGACUUGACCAAUUCACACAGGUCAUUUUAUGGUCAUUUGUUGCUCCAGACUUGUUUGUUCAAUCACUGUGGAAUUUAUCGGGUACCUGGCCU